GCCGGGGUGAUUCCUACUGGUCCACCGUGUGCUUUGCUUAUGGGCAAACUCUUCCACCGUCCCCCCCCUCCCGCGCGUGUGCGACAUCCGCUGCAGGAAUGACCCGAUCCGCCGCACGUGAAGGAUUGAUGUUUCCUUGCUGGGCGCCCUCAGGGUUGCUUUCAAGAUUGACCCUCAAAAGCUCACCGCCUCGAUCAAUCUCCUGAGUGAGCCAAUCAAUCGCCUUCUGCCCGAUAAGACUGCCCACAAGGUCCCGCUGCGUCCGCCGGCGGUCAAGCCUAGCAACCUCCGUGUCGGCCUCGGCCAAUCACCUGGGCAGGACUGCAUUAUCAUGGACACAGAGUCCACCUACUCUGGGUAUUCUUACUACUCUGGACGCUCCCGGGGUUCCCACAGGCAUGGGGAGCGAAGCCGCGACCGCCACAAGUCCCGCAGUAAAGACAGCCGCUCGGAGAAGUCUGUUACCAUAAACGCACCACCUGCAGAACCACUCUUGGGUGACUCUUCGGUCCGGGGGGAAGAGGUCCAGGAUGACAACUGGGGCGAGACCACCACGGCGGUCACGGGCACGUCGGAGCACAGCCUGUCGCAAGAGGACAUCGUGCGCAUCACGAAGGACCUGGAGGACAGCGUGGGGAUCGACUGCCGGCGGUACUUCACGCUGACGCUGGCCGUGGUGCUGGGCCUGCUGGUCUUCCUCACCCCGAUGGCCUUCCUGGUGCUUCCCCACCUGCUGUGGCCCGAGAAACUGCAGCGCUGCGGCACGGCAUGCGAGGGCCUCUUCAUCUCCGUGGCCUUCAAGCUUCUAAUCCUGCUGCUGGCCGUCUGGGCGCUGUUCUUCCGGCCGCCGCGCGCCGGCCUGCCGCGGGUCUUUGUGUUCCGGGCGCUGCUCGCCGUGCUGGUGCUGCUCUUCGUGGUGUCCUACUGGCUGUUUUAUAGCGUGAGGAUACUCGACUCACAGGACGAGAACUACCAGGGCAUUGUGCAGUAUGCCGUGUCCCUGGUGGACGCCUUGCUGUUUAUCCACUAUCUGGCCAUCGUGCUGCUGGAGCUCCGCCAGCUUCAGCCCUGCUUCUCCGUCUGCGUCACGCGCUCCACCGACGGAGAGACCCGGCACUACAACCUGGGACAACUCAGUAUUCAGCGAGCGGCCCUAGCCAUCGUGGAGAACUACUACCGUGACUUUCCUAUCCACAACCCGGCCUUGCUCACCGCCUCCAAGUCCCGGGCCGCCAAGCACCUGGCCGGCUUAAAGGUGUACAACGUGGAUGGUGAGUUCCCAGCAACCCCUGCUGAGGGUCCAGGGAACAACGCAGCAGCAGGACUGGCCCACUCCCAGUCCCGGGCCAUGAUUGCUGCUGCCGCCCGCCGCCGGGACACCAGCCACAAUGAACUUUACUACGAAGAGGCCGAACAUGAGAGGCGUGUCCGCAAACGCAAAGCCCGACUGGUGGUGGCAGUAGAGGAGGCCUUCACCCACAUCAAGCGCAUGCAGGAAGAUGAGCAGAAGAAGGCCCCAGGGGACGUGAUGGACCCCCGGGAGGCAGCCCAGGCCAUCUUCCCGUCCAUGGCGCGCGCCCUGCAGAAGUACCUGAGGACCACCAAGCAGCAGCACUGCCACAGCAUGGAGAGUAUCCAGCAGCACCUGGCCUUCUGCAUCACCAACAACAUGACACCCAAGGCAUUCCUGGAGAGCUACCUGACCCCGGGGCCCACCCUGCAGUACAGCCGGGAGCGCUGGCUGGCCCGCCAGUGGACGCUGAUCAGCGAGGCGUCCGUCACCAGCGGCCUGAAGGACGGCUCCGUCUUCCUGCUCAAGUGCAUAGACUUCAGUCUGGUGGUGACCGCCAAGAAGAUCCCCUACAUCCAGAUGUCAGAGGAGUACAUUGACCCCAAGUCACACAAGUUCGUCCUGAGGUUACAGUCCGAGACCUCCGUGUAGAACUCUUCUCAUUUGAAUUUUGAUUUUUCUUUUCCUCACCUUCUUUCAUCACUCUCCAAAGUUUUUAUUUUGGGUUUGCAGUUUUUAUUUUUAUUUUUGAUUUUUUUUAUAUAUAUAUAUAUAUUAUAUAUAUUAUGAAUCUAUAUAUUACACACAGGUUUGAAUAUAUUGUUCUUUUUUUAUUGUAAUAUUAUUGAUUGGGUUGAAAGGAAAAGAAAUCGGAAGUGCGAUGAGCGCCGCGCACGUUUUAUGCACACGGCGGUUUGAUUCCGAUGCCUUGCAUCUGGAUUGAGACACUGAAACAUGUUUGUGUGCACCUUUUCUGUUUUAUGUGUGCCAGUGUGCACGAUUGGUUGUGUGUUUUUCUGUGUGUGUGUGUGUGUGUGUGUGUGUGUGUGUGUGUGAGAGUAUGAGUGUCACAUUGUGAAGAAAAAAAAAGAUAUCCCCCCACAAACACACAAGACGUCGGAGCUAAACAGAGACACAUGGCAGACCUUACGGAUAGCAUCGCUUCUGGCUUCAUCGCAGCGUCCUGCACGGGGCCCGGACUUCGUAGCGGACCUUACUGUCAAGGUCACUCCUUCGUUCCCAUGGUAGAGAACAGGAAACAAAACCACUACGGACUUACCAGCAAGCGUGACCGUGGGAACCGACCGGAGCAUCUCGGGCCUUGGCUCAACACAACGAAACCCUACCAGCUGCCACCGCCAUCGCCGCCUCUUCUGCUUCCUCCUCUUCCUCCCUGUGGCCCAUCUCAUAUCCUCAGGUCUCAGAGUGCUCCCGGGUGACCUUUCCAUGGAUAAAUGUCAGCCACGUCUAAGAGACCUCAUGAUUUCCUCGUUGCGUAGCGAAGUGGGUCCUCCUUUCUGUUUUUUCUUAGAAACGGCGAAAUGAGACGGGUUUUGGUGAAGGACUAACAGAGUACACCACUUACACCAGGAUGUGCAUGAAAUGCGUCUGUGUUCCCUGUCUGUAUGUUCUAGAAACAAAGGGGAGGGGGGGGCUGAUACCUCGUGGUGUACAUGUACGUAACCCGUGGCCUACUUCGGGAAGAUGUCAGAUUCCUCUCUCUUAACUGCGGUCACUUCCAAGUGUUGACGAACGUACAAGACACAGGUUUGAUAUUUCUGUCAGCUGUUAAGACCGCUCUUAAAACGGGCCGAGGUGUCAAAUUCCAGACCAGGGUUCAGAUAAACCAGGGCCGUGCCCCCCUCCAGGACCUGUUUUCAGCGGUCUAAUUGGGACGCGUUGUGUUACGUUAACACACCACGCUUCUCCAGGUGCAAUAGGCAGAAGUCAGAAACGCUGCCAUCCCGGUGGAGAACACACGCACGCUGCGGCCCCCAUCCCCUGGUUGCUACGGGUUGCACGGGGCCGUCGCCAGGGUGUGAACUCCACAUGAACCGGGAGGCAGGAGUUGGGAAAAGAUGACUGGAUACCCAAACAAAAUUCCACAACCUUCACCCUGACCCUGAAGAAAUUCCUUACUAAAGGUCUUCGUGUGUGUGUGUGUGUGUGUGUGUGUGUGUGUGUGUGUGUGUGUGUGUGUGUGUGUGUGUGUGUGUGUGUGUGUGUGUGUGUGUGUGUGUGUGUGUGUGUGUGUGUGUCCCCGCUGUGUUUGCAUGGCAUGACAGAGGAGAGGCGCUAGAGAGGAGAACCGGGGGAGGUGGGAACAGAUUUGUAACACAUCACACGGGGCCUCGGUGGUCAGAAAUUAGCAUAAAGGAUGAACAGAGCUAACGGCAGAGUCCAAAGGAUUCCCUGAUGGGGGUGGAACCGCCUUCCCAACUGGACCAUCUGGUUUCGGAUCUGUCCGGGUUCGCCUCGUCUCAGCUCUCGUCGUCUCACCGACAUUGUGUUGACAGGUAUGACGGCGUUCUGUGACGUCACAUGUUCCCACAGAGAGCCGGUCGUUUUCGCCCCCCCCCCCCCCCCCCGCUUUCUCUGGAGGUCAAAUCCGGAGUAGUUUGUGCCGCACAGAUAGUCAGUAAAACAGAGAGCAAUCUAGCCCACGUGAAAGAAAAUGAGACCAUAAAGAUGCUUCAACCCCCCCCCCAAAUUAGAAGCACAUGUGUGAGCGUUUCCUGCUGCGUCACAUGAUUCUGCCGCAUCUGACCCGUUAGAUUUCACCUUUUAUGACGUGUGAAAUCAAAUCGCUGUGUGUUUUCAUCCGAGCGUAACAAUGAUGGGAGAUACCGUGUGUGGGUAUGAGCCAAAACCGUCCCCUAGUGCCCCCUGGCAGGCAAACCGGGCAUUACUGCCGAGCCCGCCUCGAAGCAGCGUCUUUUUUUUUUCUUUUUUUUUAAACAGAAAAGUAAGAUACUUCAUUUUCCUUCUGCGCCUCGAGCGCGGCGUCAGCCACGUGUCGUGGAUUCGUGUUGUUCUUAACACACGUUUGGCUCGGGUCCAUAUUCUGUACUUCCGGACCGGAAUGAACUUUGUAUGAAGUCACGCCCUCCCCACGGUGACCGUGCCGCUUGUUUUUACACUGUAUGUAUUUAUGUAGACCAGCACGUGCGUUACGUCUGCCAUUCCAGUUCGGGCCCACCAGCCCCGCCCCCCCCCGUGUCGCUCACAGUGACGCCAGGUAAACCAACCCCAGGCCAUGUUGUUGUUUUUUUUUUUGUUUUGAUGGACAGCUUUAUAUUUGGCGUGACAUUGCAAUGUAACACAUACUUCAACUUCACAGCAUAAACAUUUGUACGAAAAAA
Molecule: messenger RNA, 4653 nt
Organism: Lampris incognitus (smalleye Pacific opah)
Lineage: Eukaryota; Metazoa; Chordata; Actinopteri; Lampriformes; Lampridae
Product: vang-like protein 1
Exons: 9
Coding region: 332-1942 (536 amino acids)
Biological process (GO): multicellular organism development
Cellular component (GO): plasma membrane
Source: RefSeq, a predicted model, not a curated record